Molecule: messenger RNA, 536 nt
Organism: Sinocyclocheilus rhinocerous
Lineage: Eukaryota; Metazoa; Chordata; Actinopteri; Cypriniformes; Cyprinidae
Product: T-cell immunoglobulin and mucin domain-containing protein 4-like
Exons: 2
Coding region: 84-536 (150 amino acids)
Biological process (GO): apoptotic cell clearance; cytoskeletal rearrangement involved in phagocytosis, engulfment
Molecular function (GO): phosphatidylserine binding
Source: RefSeq, a predicted model, not a curated record
UCUUUCACAUGCGCUCCUCUGCAUAACCCUGGUGCCUCCCAGCACGAGGCAGUGUCGCCUGAACUCCACACUGGCUGUUCGGAAUGGCUGCUCCUCCCUGGUUAUCAGUACUACGCUGGAUCCUCCUCCUCACCAUUUCAGCUCAUGGGUCCUCCGUGUUGGCGUUUCUCGUGACGGAGGGCAGCACAGUGAUUUUGUCGUGUCAUUACUCAGUGAAGCACCACGGCUCGAGCCACGUCUGCUGGGGACGGGAUUGUGGAACGUUCUGGUGCAACAACAUCAUCAUACAAACAGAUGAGUAUGGCGUCAUCUCCAAAGUCUCCGACAGGUACAAGCUCAUCGGAGACGUCCUGUCAGGACAAAUGGACCUGGGGAUCCAAAAAAUACAGAAGACGGACAGCGGGCCGUACUGCUGUAGAGUGGACAUAGAAGGGUUUUUCAAUGAUAAGAAGGUGUCCUACACGUUGAGGGUCAUGAAAGGCAAGUCAUGCAGAUGCUUUAAAGUUGGAUCAAAUUUGGAAAGCUUUGUAUUUUAA